This is a messenger RNA of Ilyonectria robusta, 1767 nucleotides long. RefSeq names its product chaperonin Cpn60/TCP-1 family. Gene Ontology annotation, molecular function: protein-folding chaperone binding; ATP binding; ATP-dependent protein folding chaperone. The record is from RefSeq and is a predicted model, not a curated record. Bases 1 to 1767 code for a protein of 588 amino acids. Gene Ontology annotation, biological process: protein import into mitochondrial intermembrane space; protein refolding; apoptotic mitochondrial changes. The transcript has 3 exons. Gene Ontology annotation, cellular component: mitochondrial inner membrane; mitochondrial matrix. Lineage: Eukaryota; Fungi; Ascomycota; Sordariomycetes; Hypocreales; Nectriaceae.
AUGCAGCGUGCAUUGAGCUCCCGGGCGAGGGCCUCUGUCCUCUCAUCGGCUGCCACUAAGUACCGGGCCGGAGCUGGCCUCGGUCAGCAGCUCCGAUUCGCGCACAAGGAGCUCAAGUUUGGUGUUGAGGGCCGUGCCGCUCUCCUCGCUGGUGUCGAUACCCUCGCCAAGGCCGUUGCCACCACCCUCGGACCCAAGGGCCGAAACGUCCUCAUUGAGUCCAGCUUUGGCUCCCCCAAGAUCACCAAGGAUGGUGUAACCGUCGCCCGUGCCGUGACCCUCAAGGACAAGUUCGAGAACCUCGGAGCCAAGCUCCUCCAGGAUGUGGCCUCCAAGACCAACGAGGUCGCCGGUGACGGUACCACCACCGCCACUAUCCUCGCCCGUGCCAUCUUCUCCGAGACCGUCAAGAACGUUGCCGCCGGCUGCAACCCCAUGGAUCUCCGCCGCGGUAUCCAGGCUUCCGUUGAGGCCGUCGUCGAGUACCUCCAGAAGAACAAGCGUGACAUCACCACCAGCGCCGAGAUUGCUCAGGUUGCUACCAUUUCCGCCAACAGCGACGUACACAUUGGUGCCAUGAUUGCCAACGCCAUGGAGAAGGUUGGCAAGGAGGGUGUCAUCACCGUCAAGGAGGGCAAGACUGUUCUGGACGAGCUUGAGGUUACCGAGGGUAUGCGAUUCGACCGUGGCUUCGUCUCCCCCUACUUCAUCACCGACACCAAGUCCCAGAAGGUUGAGUUCGAGAACCCCCUGAUCCUCCUGUCUGAGAAGAAGAUCUCCGCCGUCCAGGACAUCAUCCCCGCUCUUGAGGUCUCCACCCAGCAGCGACGACCUCUCGUCAUCAUUGCUGAGGACAUUGAGGGUGAGGCCCUCGCUGUCUGCAUCCUGAACAAGCUCCGUGGUCAGCUCCAGGUUGCUGCCGUCAAGGCCCCCGGCUUCGGUGACAACCGCAAGUCCAUCCUCGGCGAUCUUGCCGUUCUCACCAACGGUACCGUCUUCACCGAUGAGCUCGACAUCAAGCUUGAGAAGGCUACCCCCGACAUGUUCGGUUCCACUGGCUCCAUCACCAUCACCAAGGAGGACACCAUCCUCCUCAACGGAAACGGUGCCAAGGACAGCAUUUCUCAGCGCUGCGAGCAGAUCCGUGGUGUCAUUACCGACCCCACCACCUCUGAGUACGAGAAGGAGAAGCUCCAGGAGCGUCUAGCCAAGCUCUCUGGCGGUGUCGCCGUCAUCAAGGUCGGUGGCUCCUCCGAGGUCGAGGUCGGCGAGAAGAAGGACCGAUUCGUCGAUGCCCUGAACGCCACCCGCGCCGCCGUCGAGGAGGGUAUCCUCCCCGGUGGUGGUACUGCCCUGAUCAAGGCCUCCGUCAACGCCCUGAACGACGUUAAGACUUCCAACUUUGACCAGCAGCUCGGUGUCAACAUUGUCAAGAGCGCCAUCACCCGCCCUGCCCGCACCAUCAUUGAGAAUGCUGGUCUUGAGGGCUCCGUGAUCGUCGGCAAGCUCUCUGAUGAGCACGCUGCCGACUUCAACAGGGGCUUCGACAGCGCCAAGGGCGAGUACGUCGACAUGAUUGCUACCGGUAUCCUGGACCCCUUCAAGGUUGUCCGUACCGGUCUCAUUGACGCCAGCGGCAUUGCCUCUCUGCUGGGCACCACCGAGGUCACCAUUGUCGACGCCCCUGAGGAGAAGGGCCCCGGCGGCCCUCCCAUGGGUGGCAUGGGCGGUAUGGGCGGCAUGGGUGGCAUGGGUGGCAUGAUGUAA